UCUCCCUCCCCCUCUCUCUAUCUCUCUCAACUUUCUCUCUCUCUAGUUCUCUUUCCUACAAAUAUGGGAAUGCAUCCCAAAUUUUCUUGCAACAACUUCUUCUUCUUCUUUUAUGAUAUUUUCAAUGCCAGUUUCGUUCUGAUUUGAACUCUUCAAAGUCUGAUUUUAUUGACCCUUUCUUGAAUACCGCCCCUGGGAUCAUAUAAAAAAGAAAACAAGGAAGAAGACAGCUUCUUUCUGGGAAAUUCUCUGAUUCUGCUUCAGGGUCAAUCUUGAAUCGGCGUAACAAUUUCUCUAUGGGAGAAGCUCCAGCUUUCUUUGUUGAUGAUCUGCAGCAGGUUUUUUCAAAUGGGUUUGAUCCAAAACCCAAAGUCUCUGAGUCGAAAACCACUGUGGGGGACAAAAUAUAUGCGAUUGGUGAGGCACAUGAGGGGUUAGCAUUAUCGACUCGGAUAUUUGACAAAUCUACAGGCGAAUGGGUGAUCCCUGCCGUGUUGGGAACAAAACCCGAAGCAGGUAAGGGCCAUUCGGCUGUGCUUGUAAAUGAGGAUCGGAUAUUGAUCAUCAAGAGGGGUUCCACCCCUGAUGACUGCAUUUGGUUUCUUGAGGUGGAUACUGAAUUUGUAAGGGAGCAGAAAAAAACUUUGGGUACUGAGGUAGUUGCUUGGAGUAGGGGAGUUAUUGGUGAUGCCAAUAAGCCAAUUGUUAUUAGUGGUCCUUCUGGAGUGGGUAAGGGUACAUUAAUAUCCAAACUGAUGAAGGAAUUUCCAUCCAUGUUUGGGUUCUCUGUGAGCCACACAACCCGGGCUCCAAGAGACAAGGAAAUCAAUGGGGUUCAUUACCAUUUCACGGAGCGGAGUGUUAUGGAGAAAGAGAUAAAUGAUGGAAAGUUCCUUGAGUUUGCUAAGGUUCAUGGGAAUCUCUAUGGAACCAGUAUUGAAGCUGUUGAAGUGGUUGCAGAUGCUGGAAAGAAAUGCAUUCUUGACAUUGAUGUUCAAGGGGCAAGGUCCGUGAGGGCUAGUUCUCUUGAAGCCAUUUUCAUCUUUAUCUGUCCACCCUCAUUUGAGGAGCUUGAGAAGCGCCUUCGUGCAAGGGGAACAGAAACAGAGGAACAGAUCCAAAAACGACUCCGGAAUGCAAAAGCAGAGCUUGAACAAGGGCAAUCAUCUGGUCUCUUUGAUCAUAUCUUAGUAAACGAUGACCUCGACAAGUGCUAUGAGAAUCUCAAGAAAUUGUUGGACCUAGACGGAAAUGUUGCUGAUACUUUCUCCAAACCUUCAUCAAAACCAGUUGAGCUGCCCAUAGGCCAUUCGGUGUUGAAAAUCAAUGAAAAAGUCGUGAUAAGCUGUAGAACUCAGGAACUAGAAAAAGCUUCAAAGAACUUGAUUGUAUUGGAUGUAUCUUCACUCAAAGGAGGGGCACCAGGACGGACAAGAGGGCUAAAAAUGAGAGCUAUGGACUCAUUUUCAGAUGCCGUGAAUGGGAUCAAUCACCUCAGCUAACACAUAGCUAGCUAAGGACGAUAAUCCCCCAUGCCACAUGCCCAUCAAAUACUAACUCAUUUAUCAGUUUCAAGUCUUCUACUUCUUUUCCAGUAUUAACUUGGAAGGCAGGGAAUUAUAUUCUUGGAUUUUCUCCACAAUUCUUUGCUUGAUUUAGAACCCAAGAGAUAUGGUGUUGGAAGAUUAUUAUUAUUAUUGUUAUUAUUAUUUGUCCUUUGUGGGCGAUGAGAGAAGAUUUAAGAAUUGUGCGGCAAAAAGGAAACCAGUGUGGAAUAUUUGUUAUCCCCAUUUGCUAUUAUUUUUUUGGUUUGAAGAGAGAAAACAGAAGCAAAGGCCAAAACAGGGUAUGGAUAUUGUCAUUGGUUAAUGCCACAUUUUUAUAAUCAUUCAGCUCUAGUGGAAUGGUUGGAUUUGUCAUUGAAUUCUUAAUGGGCACUUUUUAUUUUUCU
Molecule: messenger RNA, 1951 nt
Organism: Vitis riparia (riverbank grape)
Lineage: Eukaryota; Viridiplantae; Streptophyta; Magnoliopsida; Vitales; Vitaceae
Product: guanylate kinase 2
Exons: 11
Coding region: 297-1502 (401 amino acids)
Biological process (GO): purine nucleotide metabolic process
Cellular component (GO): cytosol
Molecular function (GO): GMP kinase activity
Source: RefSeq, a predicted model, not a curated record